AAUAAUUUUUCUUUGUUACAAGUUGUUUAUAUGUUGUGCGCGUAUGUUGGAUAUAAUUGCCUGGAAUUGUAACAGAUACUUGCAUUAGGCAUUAUUAUUAAAAUUUGAACCUGAUCCCACUGGCCCCCUUAAGGAAAAUCAGUUUCGCAUUGUUGUUUAUGACUCAUCAGUAAUCUCGCAGGCUCUGCAAGAGAAAAAGAAAGUAACACAAGAAAAAGGGGAAUUUUCACAAUGGCCGCCAAUAACAAUGCAGCGACGGAGACAAUGAACAGCGAAUCCGCUGACCAGGUAGGAAUACGAGUGGACAAUGCUGACGAUCGUACAGAUGCGUUUGGUUCGGUUAGCACAACCACCUCGUCGUCCCACUCCAGCACAGUUCAUCAUAAUCAAACUUUUGGCACUGGUGCGAUUGGCCAACUAGCCAAUGGCUACAGCUCAUCCUCGACGACGUCGGGCUAUCACAAGUAUGUGGCCAAAAUGGCCACAGAACGACAUGCAGCCGAAUACAAUAUGAAACACAAGCAACGAGGAAUGGCCUUGAUCUUUAAUCAUGAACAUUUUGAUGUGCCCACUUUGAAAUCGCGCGCUGGCACCAAUGUCGACUGUGACAACUUAACGCGUGUGCUCAAACAGUUGGACUUCGAGGUGACCGUAUAUAAGGAUUGCAGAUAUAAGGACAUUCUACGAACUGUAGAAUAUGCCGCGUCCCAGAAUCAUAAAGACAAUGACUGCAUUCUGGUGGCCAUACUGUCGCAUGGUGAAAUGGGAUACAUUUAUGCCAAGGACACUCAAUAUAAACUGGACAAUAUCUGGAGCUAUUUCACAGCCAAUCACUGUCCCACUCUUGCUGGCAAACCAAAGUUAUUUUUCAUUCAAGCCUGUCAGGGUGAUCGUCUUGAUGCUGGAGUCACCAUGCAACGUGCCGGACAUACUGAAACCGAUGGCGACUCAUCGAUGAGCUACAAAAUACCUAUUCAUGCCGAUUUUCUAAUUGCAUACUCCACAAUCCCGGGCUUCUAUUCGUGGCGCAAUACCACACGCGGCAGUUGGUUUAUGCAGAGCCUGUGCGCCGAAUUGGCCGCCAAUGGCAAACGUCUGGACAUCCUGACAUUGCUGACAUUCGUUUGUCAGCGGGUGGCGGUAGACUUUGAAUCCUGUACACCGGAUACACCCGAAAUGCAUCAGCAGAAGCAAAUUCCUUGCAUUACGACCAUGCUGACACGUAUUUUACGUUUCAGCGAUAAACAAAUGGCACCAGCUGGACGGGUUUGAUUGCCAUUGCAUUGGUUAAUGGGCUGGUCACAAAACAGGAAUGAGAUUGAGAAGUGAUAUCAAAUGGGCAGGGGAAGUAGGGGGAGGGGGUUGCGCGUGUGAGGGGUUAAUAAUUUUUUAAAUUGUACACAAAAUACGUCUUAAUUGCAUUUUUUAUAUUAUCUACACAUAAAUAAUCUAUGGAGACAUUUGGCGAGUACUUUUGACCAUUAAACCAGAUCGACAGAUUGAAUACAAAUGGUACAGAGGGAUCCAAUUCUUGUUACGUUUCAUUGAAAAUUACAAAAUAGAUAAUAGUAGAUCAAUAGAUUUUAUCAAUUAAAUAACGAGUGUUAUAGUUACAGGAUUUUAAAUUAGGCUAACAGAUAUAUAUAUUUUUCUCUAACGUAAUACGAAAUAUACAAUUUUAUUGUUAUUAUAUAAUAUCCACAAAACGUCACAAAAUUCAGGUCUUGAUUAAUGAAUUCUCACGAAAUUGAAAUUGUCUUGAAUAUUAUUAUCUCACGCAUCUCCUGGUUAACUGCUUAAAAGUACUCGCCGAUUCGAAUUAGCAUUUAUACUACAUUUAUCUAUUACUAACCGAAAUUGACCAGAUCCUGCCAGAUUCUUAGCUUUUUUCUAUGCCAUGUUACUUAAUGAUGAUUACAAGGAUCAGAUUUUAAAUGAAAUAAACAAUUUAGAUGAAUCGUCAUUAAACUGCCCGUAAAUGUUCUACAAUAUCUAUUAAUAAGUUGAAUUUUAAUGUUAGCACAUAAGUGUCCAAUUUUUAAACAUGAAUUUUAUCCCAAUUUUCUCUCUCAUAUACUAUAUGCAUAUUUAUAUAUAUAUAUAUAUCUUUUAUAGCAUUAGAACAAUGUUUAGUUUGUCAUUUUGCUUAAAAUAAAUUGCUUUUAAUUCAA
Molecule: messenger RNA, 2171 nt
Organism: Drosophila willistoni
Lineage: Eukaryota; Metazoa; Arthropoda; Insecta; Diptera; Drosophilidae
Product: caspase
Exons: 1
Coding region: 232-1272 (346 amino acids)
Biological process (GO): apoptotic process; proteolysis
Cellular component (GO): cytoplasm
Source: RefSeq, a predicted model, not a curated record